CUCUGUUGUGGGGUCCUUGCUUGGAGCGCUUCCUGGUCCACGUAUUGAGAGAAGCUCACCGAUAUCCUGUUUGACGAAUAAUGAUAUUUGACUAUGUUUUAUCAUAACGGUUUUCCUCUUUCAUGUUUAAUUAUCAAACCUCGGAGAUAGCCAGGUGACCAGAGACAUUCAGACAUUGACGAGCUCUUUUAAACGGAUGCAAAAUGUCUUGGUUUUCUGAUUUUGCUGGAAAAGCCGAAGACUUUCUGAAUAAAGUAGACCAAGGAGCUGCCACAGCCCUCAGUAAGAACCAGGCAAGAACAUCUUCCUUUUCAUCAUCUCCUGAUGGACAAUCUGCUGUUGAAACUGAGUACAGUUCUGUAGCCUUUCAGACCAACCCAGUUGCUGCUCAUCAUGAUACCUUCACAUCCUCUCACGAUGCACCGAGUUACAUCUCUGCUGCAGCUGGCAACAUCAAAAGAUCUAAUGCAACAUUGCUGGCUGGGACAGCCAAUGUGCCCAGUACCCCUUCUACUUCUGGCAGCAGCAUUCAUAACUCUACCAAGACCUCAUCUAGCUUUGUGAGGCCCAAAAAGAGCGAGCAGGAUGUGAAUGAAGAUGUGCUGUUUGACUUCCUCAACAGCUCGGACCCUCCAGUCAGCAACAGAAGGGAUUCAAGAAGGGAACUUGUGAAAGUGGCAGCGCCGGUCACAGAGGUGCAAAGCCCAACACCUCCCCCUUCCACUGUCCCCUCAGCCCCAUCCACACCCCCAUCUACUCGUGGUGUAUCCAGGGCCUCAAGCAUGAGCUCACUGUCUGCACACAGCAUCAAAACAUCAGAGGAGAGCUCUGCUAAAGAACAGAGUCAAGACACACCUGAGAGUUCAGACUCAGGCUUGGCGGCCCCUCAGGAGACCAGCAGACAGGAGCCCCCUCCCCCGAUCGAGGAACCACAGAGCCAGAUUCUGUCCAGUCUGCGUCUGGAGAACCAGCUGCUGCGCAGUGAGGUGGCCUCCCUCAACCAGGAGAUGGCUUCAGUCAUUCAGAGAGCAAAAGACUUACAAGAUGAACUGAAUCAGGCACGGCUGCGCGCAGACAGAUGGAACUCGGAGCAGUCUCAGACCAACCGCACCUUACGGGAACUUCGGUCACAGGUUGAUGACCUCACUGAAGCUCUCUCUGCCAAAGAUGGCCAACUUGCAGUCCUAAAAAUCCGACUCGAUGAAGCAGAUCAGCUGGUAAAAUCCCGCAGUGCUGCGUUAGAGGAGGCACAGACUGAGAAAUCAAGAAUUAUGCAAGACCACACAGAGGGUAGCAGCAUGCAGAACCAAGCCCUUGAAACGAUACAGGAGAGACUUCGAGAAGCGGAACAGGCUGUCAGGCGAGAACAGGACAACUAUCGGCAGAUGCAGACUGAGUAUGCUGGCCGCUUGUCCAAAUUAGAGGGUGAGAGGCAGACUCUCGCAGAGACUGUGACUGCAGCAGACCGACGAGCAGCAGACGAGAAGGUCAAGGUUGACGACCUCCAACAGCAACUGAAAAGCGCCAAAGCUGCAGCUGAGUUCGCCAAGCAAGAGCUACAAGAUUACAAGCACAAAGCAUCACGCAUCCUACAAUCCAAAGAAAAGCUGAUCAGCAGUCUGAAGGAGGGAGCUGGACUAGAAGCCGUGGAAGGCAGCGGGGCCAUGGCUCUGGAGCUGGAGGAACUACGGCAUGAAAAGGAGCUGCAGAGAGAGGAGAUCCAAAAACUGCAGGGCCAAGUGAGCACACUGCGGACAGAGAUACAGGAUUUGGAGACUCAGGCCCUGACAGAGGCUGAGGCGUGGCGGGAGCAGCAGGUGCAGAUACAAGAGCAGCAGGCCUUACAGAAUCGAGCUAAGCAGGAGUUGGAGGCUGAAGUGGAGCGCUACAAACAAGAGCUACAGUACCUUGAGGAUGAGCAGCAUCGAGCCAAAACCACUCUGCAGAGCCGAAUCAAAGACAGAGAAGAUGAAAUCCAAAAACUCAGGAAUCAGCUGACCAACAAGACUCUCAGUAGCAGCAGCCAAACGGAGCUGGAGAAUCGCCUCCACCAGUUGACAGAGACGCUGAUCCAGAAACAGACCAUGUUGGAGGCUCUGGGUACAGAAAAAAGCUCGCUGGUCUUCCAGCUGGAGCGUCUGGAGCAGCAGCUGAAGAACGCCCAGGGAGGACAAAGCGGAGGGCCAGCCAUCAACAUGAGCGGCCUAGAGGCUCCAGGGGCACGUCAAAGAAACACACCAGUACUUUUCAGUGACCAGGACAGUCCAGGAGUGUAUGGAAAAGUUCAAAAGGCAGCCAGCACUAUUGACCGCUUCAGCAUAAGACUGGGAAUCUUCCUAAGGCGCUACCCUAUGGCCAGAGUUUUUGUUAUCCUCUACAUGGCGGUACUGCAUCUGUGGGUCAUGAUUGUUCUUCUGACUUACACACCUGAAAUGCAUGGCCGUCCCAAUGGAAGAUAGAAGGCUGUAAAUUCAGUUUCUAUGUGGCCUUCAGUGUGAAGAAACUGCUGGAAUAUGGGCUCUGGGACCUGACUCUACCUAUUUUGCACAGAUAUGCUAUGAACUGAAAAAAAUAAAAACCAUUUUUCUUUAUUUUGAAUGGAAGAAUGACAGCUGACAGCUGCAUUGAGUUUUAAAAUUAGUACAGAGUGAUUAUAUGUUGGCGGGUCUGAAAGGACAUGUUUGAUCGCAUCUUCUCGUCAUAGGCUUUCAGUCCUCUGUUUUCUUGAGAGAUUGUAUUUAACAUUAUGUAAAAGGAAGAAAAAACUUUUAAUAAACAAGUCUAAU
This is a messenger RNA of Melanotaenia boesemani (Boeseman's rainbowfish), 2786 nucleotides long. RefSeq names its product golgin A5 (gene golga5). Lineage: Eukaryota; Metazoa; Chordata; Actinopteri; Atheriniformes; Melanotaeniidae. The record is from RefSeq and is a predicted model, not a curated record. Gene Ontology annotation, biological process: Golgi organization; retrograde transport, vesicle recycling within Golgi. Gene Ontology annotation, cellular component: Golgi membrane; Golgi cisterna. The transcript is spliced from 13 exons. Bases 204 to 2459 code for a protein of 751 amino acids.